This is a messenger RNA of Dictyostelium purpureum, 1860 nucleotides long. RefSeq lists its product as uncharacterized. Lineage: Eukaryota; Evosea; Eumycetozoa; Dictyosteliales; Dictyosteliaceae. The record is from RefSeq and is a predicted model, not a curated record. The transcript has 2 exons. Gene Ontology annotation, molecular function: RNA binding. Gene Ontology annotation, biological process: mRNA processing. The coding region runs from base 1 to 1860 and encodes 619 amino acids.
AUGAAUCAUCCAUAUGGUCAUCAUCAUUUUCAUAACCAAGGACCACCGGGUAUGCCACCACCCGGCAUGAUUAUGAAAGGACCACCUGGUAUGCCACCACCAUAUGGAUUUCCACCAAACAUGCCACCACCAUAUAGCUUCCCACCACCAUAUGGAUUUCCACCUGGUAUGCCACCACCACCUCAUUCAAAUGCCCCACCAUAUGGUUUUCAACCCCCACCAGCUGGUAGAGGUUUAGGGCCACCUUCACAACAACAACAGCAACCACUACCAAAUAAAUUUUCGAAUCAAAUUAUACCACCACAACCAAUAAUUCCUACACCAACAAGUCACUCAAUCAAUGGUAAUAAUAGUUUUGAAAAUAAAAUAAAUAAUGGCGUUUUACAAAUACCAACACCAGCAAAUAGUAAUACCACAACACCAACAGCAGCAGCAGCAACAAAUUUAAGUACAUCACAAAACAAUAUAAAUAAAGAUAUUAACAGCACCAAUACAACAGCGUAUAUUGGUAAAAUUCCAACACUUUUAGAAGAUUCAUUUAUAAAGAGUUUAUUAGAUCUAUGUGGCAAAGUUGUAAAUUGGAAAAGAGCAUCCGAAACCAAUGGCAAAUUAAAGGCAUUUGGAUUUUGUACAUUUGAACAUGCUGAAGGCGCAUUUAAAGCAUUAAAAAUUUUAAACGAAUUUCAAGUCGAUGGUGAAGGUGGUAAAUUAAUGGUUAAAGUUGAUAUCACUCAAAAGUUUUAUAGCGACUAUUUAGAGAAGCAAGUUGGAGGAAUAAAGUCUGAUGACUCACCAGAGGAUCUAAUACUUCGUGAAAAAAUUAAAACAUUGGUCGAAAAAAAUUUACCAAAUAUUCAAGAUAAGAAAAAAAAUAUUUCCAAUGAAAUUAAUGAUUUUUAUAAUAAAGAUAGAAGAGAUUUAACAAAAGAAGAAAAAAUUAAAAUUAUUGAAAGAGAAAAAGAAAAAGAAAAACAAAGAUAUAAAGAAAGAGAACUUAAAUCAAAAGAAAGAGAUCUAAAAGAAUUUAAAGAAAGGGAAAGAUUAUGGGAAAGAAGAGAAAAGAAUAAAGAAUUGGAUAGAGAAGAAGAAAAAGAAAAAGAAAAAGAAAAAGAUAAAAGAGAACUACUGUUAAGAUUAAAAGAAAUGGAUGAAUAUUCAGAUACAGAUGAAAAGCAAAGAAAGAGACUAAGAUCGAGGGAUGCCAUCAAGCAUAGAACAAAAGAAAGAGAAGAUGAUGAAAAGGAUCGUAUAAAAGAACAAAUUGAAAUCCAAGAGCAACUAUUAAAGAAACAAAAAGAAGACGAAUUAAAUAAGAUUCAAUUGGGCGGAUUUUCAUCAUCAUUAGCAAAUAAAAAAGUUAAAUUGGUAAAUAAAGGUUUUGGUACAGAAGAUCAAGAUGAUGAUCAAGACGAAACUAACCAAUCACUUGCAUCAUCGUCAUCGAAUCUAAUGAAAAAGAAACAAAAUCUACUACCGUUAUUAGACCAUAAUGAAAUUGAUCAAAUUUUAAAUCCAAAGCAACAACAAGAAGAAACACUAAUGUCAACAAAGGAUCUCCAACUUCAAAACAUUGCCGCUGAAAUUCCAGUAACCGCAGAUGAAUUAUUUAAAUUAAAAGUUUCAAAUUGGAAUGUAAUAGAUAAACAAAUCAAUGAGAAAAUGAAGCCAUGGAUCACACAAAAAGUAAUAAGCUUUUUUGGUACUCAAGAAAAUGAAUUCAUUGAUUUCAUUGUCGACCUUUUAGAAUCUCAUACCGAACCAAAUAAUAUAGUUUUAAAAUUAAAAGAUGUUUUCGAAGAGAAUGCUGAAGAUUUUGUAUUAAAAAUGUGGAGAAUGAUUUUAUUUUUAGAUAAAAUUUAA